AAAGACACCACUUCCCGUCCCUCCUCCGUACCCGAGCCCUCACUAUCUUCGAAGCCCUAAUACCUAAAGGUGUCGUCGCCGAAAGAAGCGGCGUCUCUUGCUUUUCCCGAUCAAGUUAUGGCGGAGGAAGAUGUUAUCGCUUUUCCUGUGCAGCCUUCAGACCACAAGCGCAAGCUCGAGAAUGUCGAAUCCGAGAUCCUCGAGCAACAACAACAUCCCGGCUCGAUUGAUCAGUCUAACGAAGCUUCUGUAGACGGUGACAAAGAAGCAUCUGAGUAUUCUCAGGCGAAGCGACCGAAGCUCGACGCCGAGGCUGACGAUGGGCUAGAGAGUAAAGAAGAGAGACCUGAGGAAUCCAAGGAAGAGGGAUCUGAAAAUAAGAUUUGUGAUAAUGGUAAGCCUGAGGAUAACCAACCAGCUUCCGUUGAGGCUGCAGCUUCCCACGAAGUUUCUGUUGAACUAAAUAACGAGGUGAACACUACUAGUCCUUCUCAGAAGGAAGCUGACGAAAGUAGUAAGGAAACGAAUGAUGCUCUUGCUCAGAAAGAAGUUGAAAACCAAAGCAAAGUAGUGGAUGAUGAUGGCUCUCAGAAAGAAGAUGACAACGAAAAUAAGGAAGCAAGUGCUGGUGACGAGAGUAAGGAAGAGGUUGGCGACGGAAGUAAAGAAGUAAAUGGGGGCAGUUCUGUUAAGGAGGUUGACGACACCCAGUCCACAUCUCGCAAAAUAGAAGUCCCGAGUUCAAAGGUUGGCACGCUUAUUGGUAAAGGUGGGGAGAUGGUACGGAAUCUCCAGCUUAGUUCUGGUGCCAAAAUCCAAAUCCGGAGGGAUUCAGAGGCUGAUCCAAAUGCAACUUUAAGACCAGUGGAGUUAAUUGGGAAUCUUGCUUCUAUUGAGAAAGCAGAGAAGCUUAUCAAUGAAGUUAUUGCUCAGUCUGAUGCAGGAGGUGUACCUGCCCUUUUUGUAAGAGGGGCCCCAGAGCAAAUCGAGAUCAAAGUUCCAAAUGAUAAGGUUGGUGUCAUCAUUGGCCGAGGCGGGGAGACUAUCAAGAACAUGCAGAUAAAGUCGAGAGCACGGAUUCAGUUAAUACCACUUGAAGAAGGUGAUGGCUCUAAGGAAAGGACUGUUCGUAUUUCUGGGGAUAAAAGGCAAAUUGAUAUAGCUACGGCGUUGAUAAAGGAUUGCAUGUAUCAGGAUACAAGGCCACCACACUAUUCUGGUGGUUAUAAUUCGCCUGCUUACCAACCACGAGGACCAGGUGGUCCGCCUCAAUGGGGUGGUUCACGUGGGCCUCAUGGGCCCCAUUCAAUGCCAUACAAUUAUCACCAUGGUGGACCAUACCCGUCUCAUGGUUCACAUUACAGACCUCCCAAUUCCGGCGGUUAUCCUCCACAGCAUAUGCCUCCGAGGAGUGGAUAUGGUCCUGGUUGGGAACAAAGGCCUCCACAUUCUGGUCCUUAUGAUUAUUAUAGUAGGCAAGGACCUCAAAACCCAGGUCCUGGAGCUGCUCCGUACUCUCAGGCAGGUGGUCAGCAGAAUUAUGGGCAGAUGUAUGAUCAGCCAAACUAUGAUAAUCCUCCUAUGCAGCAACCUUAUGGUGGAUAUGGAGGCUCCCAACAGGGCUAUCCACCUGCAGGUGGUCAACACCAAAUGCAGCAGCCAAGUAGACCUUAUGGGAUGCAAGGACCAGCCGAGCAAGGAUAUGGGCCUCCAAGGCCAGCAGCACCUUCUGUUGAUGUGCCUUACCAAGGUCCACCUCAAGCAGCACCAUCGUAUGGUACAAGCAUGGCUCCACCACAACAGCAAUAUGGUUAUGCAUCAAGUACUCCUGGCCAGCAAACUUAUCCUUCAUACAGCUCUGCAGCACCAUCCGAUGGUUAUAAUGGUACACAAGCAGCAGCAGUUACCCCAGCUUAUGAACAGCAUGGUGUUCCGCCAGCUUCUGGUGUGCAGCAAACUUCAGCUGGAUAUGGGCAAGCACCUCCAACCGGUGGUUAUAGCUCAUAUCCGUCUACACAGCCGGCUUAUGGUAAUGCCCCGGCUCAGAGCAAUGGAAACUAUGGCUACGGCUCCCAGUAUCCUAGCUAUGGAGGUGGAAACGCAUCAGGAUAUGCCGCACCUGUUGGCCAAACCGCUUAUUCCCAGACUGCACCGGCCCAAGCGGGCUAUGAUCAGUCUGCAACUCAACCAGCAGGCUAUGCAGCUGCUCCAGGAACAGCACAGUGAAGUUGUUCUUCCUUCAUAUCAAUCAGUAUGAUGCAGACUAGGCUUAUGAUGUGACUCUCUAGAAGAUCACAUGUAUCCUCAGAUUAUUUAGACUUGUAUCCCUAAACUGCACGUCCUGAAUUAGACAGCCCCAGUGUUUUCUUAAAUCUUUUGUAUGUCGUCUUAUUUAUCGUUUGAUCUAAAGGCGCAUAUGACUCUGUUCCACCUUACAUUAUCUGAGUAAACCCUAAGUCGCUGUUACUCUUGUACUGCUGCUAUUUCUUAAGGUGUUCCUAAAAUAUAAGCUUUGAUCUUCUUUAUUA
This is a messenger RNA of Raphanus sativus (radish), 2528 nucleotides long. RefSeq lists its product as uncharacterized. Gene Ontology annotation, molecular function: mRNA binding. Gene Ontology annotation, biological process: regulation of gene expression. Gene Ontology annotation, cellular component: cytoplasm. The coding region runs from base 118 to 2226 and encodes 702 amino acids. The record is from RefSeq and is a predicted model, not a curated record. The transcript has 7 exons. Lineage: Eukaryota; Viridiplantae; Streptophyta; Magnoliopsida; Brassicales; Brassicaceae.